This is a messenger RNA of Carassius carassius (crucian carp), 1642 nucleotides long. RefSeq names its product melanin-concentrating hormone receptor 1-like. The transcript is spliced from 3 exons. Gene Ontology annotation, biological process: neuropeptide signaling pathway. The record is from RefSeq and is a predicted model, not a curated record. Bases 417 to 1496 code for a protein of 359 amino acids. Gene Ontology annotation, cellular component: neuron projection; membrane. NCBI's taxonomy places the organism in Eukaryota, Metazoa, Chordata, Actinopteri, Cypriniformes, Cyprinidae. Gene Ontology annotation, molecular function: neuropeptide binding; melanin-concentrating hormone receptor activity.
UGAUGCUGUUGAAAUGACAUCCCAAAUGGCACCAGUUGCUGUAAAUGAACUCGAACAAGCAGUUGUGUGCAGUUAUGCUUUCUUUAAACCGUGCUGUAGCUGAAAGUGCCCAGAUGGGUGAUGUUCGUCACGUCAGCAGGAUCAUCACCAUCAGGCACCGAAUCAGACUCCUCAGGAGCACACACAACUCCUCACAGAUGUUCUGUCACCUGGACAGGGACGAGAGCCUUAACCUCGCCGGAGAGACAUCUUAAUCAGUCCAUGAAGCGUUCAAGUGUGCGUCCUGGCGAUGUUGGAGAUCACGGUGCGUCUAGAGCGCGUUUGAGGAGCUCUCGUGUGUUUGUGAGGACACCUCCAAGGCGAAGAGAGACCUCAGUGUUCUCCAAAGCACUGGAGAUAAUCAGAUAAAGAUUGUGAUGGAUUUCGCCGUGACCCCCACUGAUAAUUCUAGUGAUGAGCUUAACUCAUCUCAACAUUUAAAUGAAGACACUGACGAACAGUAUCACAAUGUUCUCAUGCCAAGCAUUUAUGGAGUCAUCUGCUUCGUCGGUAUAACUGGUAACUGCAUCGUCAUCUACACCAUCGUCAAAAAAAACAAGUUCCGAGCACAACAGACGGUGCCUGACAUCUUCAUCUUCAGCCUGUCUAUCGCUGAUCUUCUGUUUCUCCUGGGCAUGCCGUUCCUCAUCCACCAGCUGGUGGGAAACGGUUCGUGGUGUUUCGGUGCCACCAUGUGCACUGUCAUCACGGCGCUGGACUCCAACAGUCAGAUCGUGAGCACCUACAUUUUAACGGUCAUGACAUUGGAUCGAUACUUGGCCACGGUGCAUCCCAUCCGCUUCAAGCACAUGCGCACUCCAUGCGUGGCUGUGGCGGUCGUGGGCCUGGUGUGGAUCCUCUCGCUGCUGUCCAUCACGCCGGUGUGGAUGUUCUCCGGCCUCAUGCCCCUACGGGACGGAUCGGUGGGAUGCGCUCUGCUCCUUCCCAAUCCGGCUACAGAUACGUACUGGUUUACUCUCUACCAGUUUGUGCUGGCGUUCGCUUUGCCGUUGGUGAUCAUCUGCGUGGUGUUUUUCAAGAUCCUCCAGAACAUGGCUGCCACGGUGGCUCCGCUUCCCCAGCGCAGCCUUCGCGUGCGCACUAGAAAGGUCACUCGGAUGGCUGUGGCCAUAUGCCUGGCGUUCUUCAUUUGCUGGGCGCCUCAUUACAUCUUACAGUUGGCACAUCUGAGCGUGCAGCGGCCCAGUUAUGCCUUCCUGUACGCCUAUAACGUCGCCAUUAGCAUGGGCUACGCCAACAGCUGCAUCAACCCGCUGCUCUACAUCAUGCUGAGUGAAACCUUCAAAAGACAGUUCAUCGUAGCCAUCCGUCCAGCACACAAAGAUUUCCGGGUUGACCUGGCCGACGGGAGUGUGAGUCUCCGUCUGGCCCCUGAUGGAGCGCAGCAGUCUCAGUCCUCCCGCGAGCUGCUGCCGGUUACUGUGGCUGUGCAUUGAAAUGCCACUGACUCACGCUCAACUCAUUUUCUGUGUCUAUAAUAGGCAUGCGGGUCAAAAGACGUCAUGAAGAGUCUUACAGAACUGCUCAUUAACAGUUCUUGGUUUGAUAGGAUCUGUGAAGAGGCACAUUUUUCUUGGCAUAC